Molecule: messenger RNA, 1620 nt
Organism: Dissoconium aciculare CBS 342.82
Lineage: Eukaryota; Fungi; Ascomycota; Dothideomycetes; Mycosphaerellales; Dissoconiaceae
Product: glycoside hydrolase family 125 protein
Exons: 2
Coding region: 1-1620 (539 amino acids)
Biological process (GO): carbohydrate metabolic process
Source: RefSeq, a predicted model, not a curated record
AUGAAGUCCGCGGUGCUGAAGACGUUGCUGGUGCUCACAUUCGGCAUUGGCUCUGAUCAGGCAUUGGCGUUGAAUGAGAAAAUCAAAGCAGAGUACCGAGAAGCCUGUCCGGAAUAUGUUGAAUACUCGAAAUAUCCACACGAACCUCUCAGCAACGGUCCUCUCCGACUUCCCUUUCAACGGCCGGCAGCAGCAUGUCGGACAUUUGAGUCGGACGUGGUCGAGAAGACCAUUCGAGAUUUGAAUUCUUCCAUGCUUGAUCGGGAUCUCGCGAGAAUCUUUGAAAACGCUUUCCCCAACACCCUCGACACGACGGUUCGAUGGCAUGUCGAUGGCGUCAAAGACAAAGUUACCACUCGUAGCCAAGAUGAAGACGCCUGGAAAGGCGCUCAGAGCUUUAUUGUGACCGGCGACAUCAACGCUGAAUGGCUUCGCGAUAGUACCAAUCAACUGGCGCAGUAUCAGCGUCUCGCAGCCAAGGACAAGAAGAUUCAUAAUCUCAUCCUUGGAGCCAUCAAUACACAAGCGGAGUAUGUCAUCGCAUCACCCUAUUGCAAUGCUUUCCAACCACCGGCUCCAAGUAACCUCGAACCUACGAACAACGGUCAAGGCGAUGAUGUCCACCCCGCUUACGAACCACACACCGUUUUCGAAUGUAAAUACGAACUCGACUCCCUCGCAGCUUUUCUUUCCCUCUCGAACCAAUUCUACACCCACACCGGCUCAACCGCCUUCCUGACACCCCGCUGGCAUCUCGCCCUCAAAAGUCUCCUCCGCGUCCUCAACGAACAAAGCCAACCGACCUUCGACAAGGACACGGGCCACUACUUCCCCCAACUCUACACCUUCCAGCGCACCACCAACAUCGCCACGGAAACCCUACCUCUCGCCGGCAACGGCAACCCCCUAAACUGGGACACAAACCUCGUCCGCUCUGCCUUCCGCCCCAGCGACGACGCCACAAUUUUCGGCUUCCUGAUCCCGUCCAACGCCAUGAUCGCCGUAGAGCUCAAACGUACCGGCGCCAUGCUCACCAGCGCUGGCCAACCCCAAGUCGGAUCCGAGCUCACCCGGCGCGGGAAACUAAUCGAGACCGGCAUCUGGACCCACGGCGUGAUCAACCACCCCACACACGGUAAAGUCUUCGCCUUUGAAGUCGACGGCUACGGCAGUAGUCUCAUCAUGGAUGACGCCAACCUUCCAUCGCUGCUCUCCUUGCCGCUUCUCGGCUUCUGCAAGCCCAACGAUCCCGUCUACCUCGCCACCCGCCGGAUGAUCCUCAGCAAGUUCGGUAAUCCCUACUAUCUCACCGGAGACAUCUUCACGGGUAUCGGCGGCCCGCACAUCGGACUCCGGAAUGCCUGGCCGAUGUCCGUCCUGACCCAGAUCAUGACGAGUGAUAAUAAUACUGAAAUCCGCAGCUUAUUGGAAAUGGUGAAGAAGGUCAGUCCCCUGGGCCUUAUCCAUGAGAGUGUGGAUGUGGAUCUUCCUGGCCGGUAUACGAGGAGUUGGUUCGCGUGGGCGAACUCGGUCUUUGCGCAGUGCAUUUUGGAUUUGGCGGAGAGGAAGCCUGAGGUGCUGUUUGGGAAGGGUGGCAAGAAAUAUGUUGCUGGUGCGUGA